AUGCACGUAUUGGACAUGCCAAGGCAGUUUUUCAUGGUGCGAUUUGAGAUAGAGAAAGAGUAUUUGGAAGCAUUAAUUGGUGGUCCGUGGAGAGCGUUUGGUAGCUACAUGAUGGUGCGAGCUUGGUCUCUGGAUUUCGACCCGUUAUGGCAUGAAAUAAUGACCACACCUGCUUGGAUUCGUGUGUCUAAUAUUCUAGUGAUUUUCUACCAGAAAACAAUUUUAAUGGGGAUGGCUCGUGGUUUGGGGAGGCCUCUAAAGCUGUAUUUGAACACGAUGAAUAUUGAACGUGCUAGAUUUGCCAGAAUUUGUGUGGAGGUGGAUCUAAGAAAACCAUUGAAGGGGAAGAUAAUGAUUAAUGGAGAUAGGUAUUUUGUCUCCUAUGAAGGGCUGAACUUGAUUUGUUCGGGAUAUGGAGUUUAUGGCCAUCUAGUUCACUCGUGUCCACGACGUGCGCCAGAGAAAGAGGUGGUGGCGACUGCUCGGAUGGAGGUAGAGUUGAACAAGUCCACGGUUCAAGUGGCAUAUGGCUUCACGGAGGUGAGACAAAAGAGACAAGGGCCGGGUUCAUCGUCGAAGUCACAAAUGCCGGCAGGGGCUGACCGAGAAUGCGGACGUAAUCUUCGAGAGAUUCAGCCGUCUAAUUUUUGA
This is a messenger RNA of Capsella rubella, 651 nucleotides long. RefSeq lists its product as uncharacterized. Bases 1 to 651 code for a protein of 216 amino acids. The transcript has a single exon. Lineage: Eukaryota; Viridiplantae; Streptophyta; Magnoliopsida; Brassicales; Brassicaceae. The record is from RefSeq and is a predicted model, not a curated record.